AUUCAGUCAAAUUCAUUUGUUAGUCCAAAAACAAAAAAAAAAUCGUAACUUUUAUCAGUUCACCUUAACCCCUUCUACUUUACACUAGUACCACUUCAGCCCUUUAUUUUCUGAACUCAUUGGCGAUCAUCCAUGACAGGUUGGUAGGCGGUUGACAUUUCGAAGUCAAACAAACGCGUCAGAUAGAAGACAAUUGAAACCCCAAAUGAUGUGAUUACAUUCAUAUUUGGCAUCAGUAUACGUAUAUAUACAAGCCAGAAGGAACCCUCUUCUAUGUUCGCCCUCCGUUCAACAACUUUGAAGUUCGGAAAUUUUGAGGGAACAAUUGAUUUUGAAACCGAUAACUUUUGUUCAGAAAUACUGCAGAUACACCUGAUCAAUGGCUCAAUCAACAAAUACAGCUGGGAAGAAGCUCAUUAAAAUUGAUGUGACUUCGGAUAGUGUGUGCCCAUGGUGUUACGUGGGCAAGACGAAUCUAGACAAAGCUUUAGCUCUAUCAAAAGAUCAAUACGAUUUCGAGAUUAACUGGCAUCCAUUUUUACUAAACCCUUCUGCCCCUAAAGAAGGGGUUAACAAGAUCGAUUACUACAGGAACAAAUUUGGUUCUCGAGCUGAUCAAAUGAGUGUUCGGAUGUCUCAGGUUUUUAAGGAAAUUGGAAUGGAAUACAGCAUGUCAGGCCUCACGGGAUGUUCCCUGGAAAGCCACAGGCUCAUACUUUUUGCAGGGAAACAAGGGCUUGAUAAGCAACACAAUCUUGUUGAAGAGAUAUUCAAAGGCUAUUUCACACAGGCAAAGUUUAUAGGUGACAGGAACUUUCUUGUGGAAUCUGCAAGGAAAGCUGGGAUAGAAGGAGCAGCUGAGUUUCUUGAUGAUCCAAAAAUGGGACUUGAGGAGGUUAAUGAAGAACUUGAGAAACACUCCGCCAACAUUUCUGGUGUCCCUCAUUAUGUGAUUAAUGGAAAACAUCAGCUGAGUGGUGGCCAACCUGCAGAAGUAUUCCUGAGAGCUUUUCAAGUGGCUGCUAAUUGAGUGAUUUCAUCUAGUGAUUGCUACAUAUAAGAGUGUUAUCAAGUCGUUUUUAUACAUUAAUGUUUGCAAUAAAUAUAUCACUUAUCUGAUUUAUUUUUGGUUAUAUAAACUUAUGUUUUUGUUUAUGUGCUCGAUUUGAAUCAUAAUCAUUUGGAAGUCGAAACAAACUGCUUUCAAAAGUCUUUGAACAUGUAAAUACAGAUAAAGUGAAAAAUACAAGAGCAUUCCCAUUCAAUGGGCAUGUAUUUCCUGUAUAAUUCAAGAGAUUUCUUCAAUAAUUG
Lactuca saligna is the source of this 1311-nucleotide messenger RNA. The record is from the annotation of a GenBank genome assembly. NCBI's taxonomy places the organism in Eukaryota, Viridiplantae, Streptophyta, Magnoliopsida, Asterales, Asteraceae.